AUGAGCAUUCACGUCAACUUUUCUACACACGGCAAAGAGAUAAACGAUGCAUUGCAAGCUGUCUUGAGUGACAAUGACGCCACCAAUUGGCUUGUACUUGCUUAUGACAAGGGCACCAACGAUCUACGUCUACAGGACACCGGUGAUGGUGGUCUCGAGGAACUUAAUGACGAGUUCUUUGACGGCAAAAUGCAGUACGCUUACACUCGCGUUAUCGACCCCAACACUGAACUACCCAAGUAUGUCUUUAUUGCCUGGUGCGGCAGUGGUGUUCCAGAGACGCGAAAGGGUUUCUUUAACUCUCACUUGAGUGAAGUGUCAAGGUUCUUUAAGAGCUUCCAUGUACAAAUCAAUGCACGCGAUGAGGCUGAUGUCGAUCCGGAUCUUAUCAUGAAGCGCGUUUCCGAGUCAUCAGGUGCCAAUUACAGUGUACACAAGGAGCAACGCAAACCACAACCUGCCAUUACGCCUGUUAACUCGGUGUACAAAAAGACGAAGAUUCCUGAUAUUGCUGCUAUGCAACGUGAAUCCAUGCGACGAGAAGGAGCCCCAGCACCCGUGGGUACCAAUUACAAACCUGUUCAAACGGCACCCAAGCCAUUGGCAAGUCGUUGGAAUGCUGCUACUCAGUCUCAAAGUGAUGGUGGAGCUGCCGCUGUGCGUGCUGAACGUGAAAGAUUUGAGCGUGAACAACGUGAACGCGAGGAACAAUCAGCAAGAGCUCAAGUGCAACGUGAUCAAGAUGCUGAACAACAACAACGUGCUGCUGCUGCUGCUGCUGAGGAGGCUGAAGCACAACGACGUCAACAAGAAGAGGAUGAACGACGUCGUGUAGAAGAACAACGUCGUGCUGCAGCAGCUGAAGAAGAUCGUCGUCGUCAACAACAAGAACAAGAAGAAGCUCGUAGACAACAAGAGGAACAAGAACGUCGCGCUGCUGAAGAAGAGGAACAACGUCGUCAACAUGAGGAAGAACAACGUCGUGCUGCUGCUGCUGCUGCUGCUGCUGCUGAGGAAGAAGAUCGUCGUCGUCAAGAAGAGCAACAACGUCUUGCUGAACAACAAAGAAAAGAAGCUGAAGAAGCAAAACGUUUGGAAGAAGAACGACUUCAGGCCGAGGAACAUGCUCGUCAACAACAACAACAACAGCAAGAAGCUGCAUUGCAUGGACAAUUGGAUGAUACCGCAGAUCGUGCUGUUCAUGCCGCAACGGCAGCUGCUGGUAGUGCAGUGGGUCAUCCUAGCAAUGGUUUGUCAGCUGUGGUCCUCUUUGGAUAUGCUGCAGGCGAGGAAAAUGAAAUGACAUUGAACGAAGGUGAAGUGGUGGUACAAAUCGAUCAAGUUGAUGAAGGAUGGUGGUUCGGUAUGAGCGAGGAUGGCAAGCGACAAGGUCUUUUCCCAGCCAACUAUGUGCAAGUCUUAGAAGAAGAGCCACAAGCUCCUCCUCCUGCUCCUCCUGCGCCCCCAGCUCCAGCAGCAGCUCCAGCAGCAGCUCCUCAAUCUGCACCUGCACCAGCACAUACUUCCCCUCCUCCCAAGCAAGAUCAAGGCGCCACAGCAAUUGCACUUUAUGACUAUGAUGCUGGUGAAGAUAAUGAGAUUUCAUUCAGAGAAGGUCAACUUAUCACGUAUAUUGAAUUUGUGAGCGAUGAUUGGUGGCAAGGUGUGGCUGCUGAUGGAAGGACAGUAGGCCUAUUCCCAGCCAAUUAUGUAGAGUUGCAGAAAUAG
Messenger RNA from Lichtheimia ornata, 1728 nucleotides. RefSeq lists its product as uncharacterized. The transcript has 13 exons. The coding region runs from base 1 to 1728 and encodes 575 amino acids. NCBI's taxonomy places the organism in Eukaryota, Fungi, Mucoromycota, Mucoromycetes, Mucorales, Lichtheimiaceae. The record is from RefSeq and is a predicted model, not a curated record. Gene Ontology annotation, cellular component: actin filament; plasma membrane; cortical actin cytoskeleton. Gene Ontology annotation, biological process: regulation of actin filament polymerization. Gene Ontology annotation, molecular function: actin filament binding.